AGGAGCAGAAUGAAUGCCGAGUCCAGUGCUAAAAUACAGCGCUGGGUACUGGACAUGGGAGGGCCAAGCUGUGGUUCUGUCAUUGAUUCUAUGGAAGACUUCUUGCCAGCCCACCAUCUUCCCAUUUAGAAUGUGGAAAAUGGGAGUACCUUCCAUAUGGCAGCUGGGCCCAACCCACAGGGAGGUGUGUUGCUUCCCUGAGGUUCAGAUAAGGGACACUGAAAUGUAUCAACUGGUAUGGCCCAGUGAUUAUUAUACUCUACUGGUGUUCCAGAUAGGCAGCAACAAGGUCCCAACAAGAAGGCUGAGGUCAGAAAGCUCAUGUGAAACAUUUGGAGCUGCUAAAAGAUCCAUUUCUGCUAAAAUACCGUCCUGUUGACUAUCAUGACUGUGUUAGGAAAGCCUCCCAGAAAUCCUGUAUGUGUGAUGAGAAGUUUCAGGCACAGGUAUUUAAUGAGACAUGAGCCUUUUACUCUGCUCUUUGUGUGUUUUUCCAAUCAGCGAGGAUAACCCUUCUCCACACUGUGUGAAUUCCAUUUCCCAUGGAGCUGGAGCCCACAGCUCAUAGAUGGAGGGAGCAUUGUUCCCUAGCAACCAUCUCUACUCUUGAGCCUUCACCCAGGACCUGCCUGCUUGUACAAACCACCAGUCACCACACAGGGAUCAUGGACCAGAAAUGCCAAGCUCAGGACAACGCAGCAUUAGAAACAGGACAGAAAGGACUCAACGACUGUACUGAAAUGACAAAAAACUACUUGACCUGGGCAUCUCUUUCAGAUUACCAACAGCUGAGUUACAACUUCAACAUUAAUAUCUUCCAAGGUGGUCCACUGAAGAGCCAAAGCUUGAUGAGAGAUUCCUACACCCCUGAUGUAUUUCAGAAGGCAGUCAUAGAUCCCAGGCAUUGGCAUGGAAGGACAAUUAAUGAGCUGGGGAGAUGGUAUGAGAAAUAUUUCCUAGAUCUUAACGUGCAGAAAGCAAUGAAGGAGAAACAUGGGAGGCGUAAAAAAAAAAAAGAUUCCUAGAAGAUGAAGGUUGAAGAUUGGAAUGCAUUCAACAAUGAGUCUUUUCCUUCUACCAUCUAAUAAACCUGCCUGUGAAAUCUGAACCCAUUGCCUGCUAGCUGGCAACAACAGAUUUGUUCCUGGUGCUUUCUCCCCUCUCUAUUAAAGUGUCUCUGGGGAGAGCAGUGUGAAAUAAGUCUGAACAUGCAAACAAACAAAAAAAACCAUCACUGUUGCUCACUGAUACCGUGGGAAGGAUUAGUGUGUGAGGCCUGUACCCUUGGAGAAGGAUGUGGAGAGGUUCCCACAUGGAAAUUCACCUGCUCAGCAUAUAAGUUGGAGCAGGACCUGUGAGUGGUGUAAGAGGGCAGUGGUGGGUGUUUGUGAACAAAUAAUGUUUUCUGGAAGAUUUAUGACACUUUGACAGCUGCCCCAGCACUCCAGGGAGUACAGAGGAUGCACUGGGAACCAACCAGGGUUGUCCCAGCAGCAGAAAUGUGCAAAAGGAAAUGGAAAUCCACCUGAGAAGAGGAGGUAUCAGGGUGUUUGUGAAAGCUCACGCUAUUUACAGGCCAAGCUGGUGAAAAUAAAACCAAAGAAACAACAGCUUAUUCCACCUAAAGGGAACAGGAAAGCUGCAAGAAACCUCAGGACUCCUCCAAUGCACAAAUCACCCCACACCAUGCAUGUACCCUUACUGAAGCUCUCAUAAGCCCCACUUGCCCCUGACAGCCCUUUCCCUAGCCCAGAGGUGACUCUCAGAGAGAAGCACAUGCCUCCAGCAUCCAGUCUGUACAACCUGGAGUUUGGGAGUGUGUCUGGGCAGUAAGUAAGGACCACCCAAGGCCUGAAUGAUGCAGGAUUUGCAGGGUCUUUAGUGCUUCCUGAUGUGUUUUUCUCACAAAUUUAAUGGUCUUUAUUGCAGGACUGCCUUCCAGCUCCAAAGUGUAGCAAUUUGGUGCAGCAAUCACAAAGUAAUUUCUGGGAAUAGCAAUGCCCUGUUCUUCCCUGUCUGGUCCUGAGCUCUCACCAUUUUAGAAGAUUGAUGCUUUGCUCAAUAAUAUGAACUGUUUUGGGACAGAAUUAGGAUCGUUACUUCACCAUUGGCUGGUGAUUAGAUAACAGUAUGCUGACUUUGUUAAAGUAGUGAAGGAGGUUAAAAUUUAACUAAUAUGAUAAUCAAGUGAUAAUCAUUUUCCACAACCAAUAAUUAACCGGAUAUUUCCAGGCAGAUGUCCAAGUCUUUCAAAUUAACUAGACUGGCCAAAUUGCAGCUUGUAGAAGCCUCCCUAUGGGUUUGCUUUGUACAUCAGUACUGAGUGGCUGCUGUCUGAGCACACACCACUCUCGCCUCCCCUGAACAGCACAGCUCUGUAGGAACAGCCGGUUCUCUGUGUUGCAUCCAGCACUGAUGGCCAAUAUAACUCCAGGUACAUAAUGAGUCUUCUGAGACCACAGCAGGUCCUAAUCCAGAAAACAUGGAGCUGAACAGAAACCCACUGAUGAUGUUUGGCGUACUGGAAGCAGGCAGUUCAGGGCAUAGUCAGCUAAUAGGCAACACAUAAUGUGGGAUGAAUCCACAAAUAGAUGUACAAAUUUGUUUCUACUAGACAUUAAAAAUGCUUAUUAGCCAUUAGAGAUAGACACUAGGGCAAGCAGGCAGACUGCAGGAUUAUGGUUCAGCUGGAAGCAAAUGCCCUUUUGCUAUUCAUGGAGGGCUCAUUAAGAGAGUAGAUCAGAAGAGAAAUGCACUGAAAGGUCCUGUUGGUGCACCACUGGGCACAAAAUGGGGUGUUUGCCUCUUGCAGUGAAAUGAAGUCACUGUGUAGACCUUUUACAAAUGAAAAUAUUUUAUAAGCACUUAAAUAGAAUAAAAUACUUGGUGUUGUAUAAUGCACUCAAAUGCGUGACAGCUGUUUGAUGACAAAUGAACAUACCUAUGUCAAUUCCCCUUCAUCUUCUUUGCUUUGCCAAAUGGUACAGCUCAGCCAGGAACAAACACUUUCAGACAGGUGACACAUGAAAGCUGCAAAGAUAACUGAGAUUAUAGCUUUCAGUGAAGCAGCACAGCUGCUGGGGACAAUCAAUACCUGAAGUCUCUGAGUGCUGAACAGACUAAUUUAGCCACAACCUUGGCAAGGAGCAUUUUCCUGUGUGGCACUUUGUGUUGUAGAGUGCUUUGGCUAUCCAAACACAUAUAUGGAAAGCCAGCCUUGGAAUCUCCAGGUACCCUGUCAUAUGCAGUUAGACAAGAACAGAGCUGAAAUAAAUGCUCAUGCUCCCUGCAGCUGAAAUCUCCCUUCUAUCCAUUCUUUGGCUCUCAACAGUUCAUUCCUUCUUGCUUGUUUUGUGCUGGUGUUGGCACUUCCCUGCCCACGCUCUGAACUGAGUCAAACUGAUAAACCAGCAGAAAAUCAAUACAGAAGGAAAAACAAAACCAAACAAAAGUUAACAGGUUAACCAAUUAAAAUUCCUAAGCAAAGGACCUUGUUGCAGAUAAGGCAAUGAGUGAUGGGAUAUGCAGAUGUUAGGAAAGAGGAGUAGAAGGAAAAUGGAGGUGGAAAUGGCCUUUCACUGCCUUUUUUAUGCAGCAAGAAAUUAGUUUGCCUUCACUGUAUUGUCUCACAGAGCUCAGUGCUUUGCAACACAGGUAGCCCGUAUUUAAGUGAUUUUACAGGGUCUGAUCAUUGGGUGGCAGCUCUGAGCCAGCGUUUUUAUCUGACAAGUCAGAAAUUGGAAAAAAGUGUAUUCUUCUCUGGUUUAGCUACACCAUUCACUGAAAUUGCUAUUUAAGAACUGUUUAUGUCAUCCCCAAACAGUCGGUUCACUCGAAAUAUAAUCACACUACAAGGAUUUGAAGUAGAAGAAACCAGUUUCAC
This is a messenger RNA of Poecile atricapillus (Black-capped chickadee), 3883 nucleotides long. Its product is annotated as testis-expressed protein 33-like. The transcript is spliced from 4 exons. NCBI's taxonomy places the organism in Eukaryota, Metazoa, Chordata, Aves, Passeriformes, Paridae. The coding region runs from base 543 to 1025 and encodes 160 amino acids. The record is from RefSeq and is a predicted model, not a curated record.